This is a messenger RNA of Pseudomassariella vexata, 2361 nucleotides long. RefSeq lists its product as uncharacterized. NCBI's taxonomy places the organism in Eukaryota, Fungi, Ascomycota, Sordariomycetes, Amphisphaeriales, Pseudomassariaceae. Bases 1 to 2361 code for a protein of 786 amino acids. The record is from RefSeq and is a predicted model, not a curated record. The transcript has a single exon.
AUGUCUAUGCAAAGCGACACGCUGAUCCGCAUGGCCCUACUGGGUCCCAUGGCGGGAGUCGGCAAUGCUCCCGCGAUCCCGACGAACCGCGAGACACUCGACAUGAUGCUCAAGGAGGCCACCAGCAGCGACAGCCUCAAGGCCGUGGUCGAUGAUGUCUCACGGCCGCCCGUCGCGGGCUCCAAGUCGGGCAAGUCGCAGGCGGGCUCACAGCAAGGUAGCGUUGCGAGCGUGGACAGCGGGACUUCUCUAGAGCGUGCUUCCAGGGCCCUGUCUUUCGCUUUGGGUAGAUCGCUUCACAGAGCGGACUCGUUCUCCUUCGAUCCCGACCAGCCGGAUAAUGAGUACCUGAGGCAGAAGCUCAACCGGUCUCGGGCCGCGGCGGCGCUUAACAAAUCUAGCGGCAACGUUGCGUCGUAUCCGACUGUGCUCCGUCCUGGUGGUCGAUCUGCCCCCAAGGCGAAGAGCAAUUACGACGUUGAUAUGGGCUGGCUUCAUAGAUCUGAGCACAGGAGCUACAUGGCUCCCAGCGUGGUACCAUACUGGGCUCAGGGGGCUAUGGCUGGUGCUCCUAUUCCACCUCCUGUUCCCGCUACGCCCGUCGAGCUCGAGGACACCGGUCGCCGCCUGUCCACCGCUACCGUUAUUCAAAAUUGUCAGUCCACUCGGGCGUCCAAGUCCAAGCGGCGGAGGAGGAGCGGCGCUGUGGCCGCCAAGCCCGUCUCUGGUGCGUCUGAGGAUGGCCGCAGCGGCUACAGUGCCUACAGCACCCAGAUGCACGCUCACCCGCCGGGUGACGAUUUCCUGGGCGGCGUUGACCCUUACAAGCCUUGUACCAGCAGCAAGGCUUCUCAAAGCGGUGUCCCGAGUUCGAGGCCCCAGGCCAUUGCAACUAUGCAGGCGGAAGCCAAGAGACAGACUGUCACUCGAGUGAACGGCAAGUCAGUCCAGGUCGUCCAGGUUCACGUUGACCCCGCGACUCCGAAGACCAGAACCCCUGAGCCUGUAAAGGCUGCCUCUGAGCCCUGUCGUAAGUUGACCUACAUGGCGCCCAUACCGUCGGAAGAUAGAAGGAGGUCAUCCAUCAACGACGCGUUCUUCAGCGUGCUUAACAUCCGCUGCACCGGCACGCCUCCGUCACCUAUUGACGCCCCGGUCAGCUCUCUCACACCGGCUUCGACCACCCCUAGUCCAUCGCGCUCCAAUACGGGCACCUCCACCCUAUACUCUCGUACAACCCCCUCAGGCUCAAGCUCCCGCUCUCCAUCUCCGUUUCACGGUGACUACGAGGACAACUGCAACACCAAGCCCGACUUGAUGUUCAGAGCUAGCAGUACGUUCAUGGACACGAUGAACAAAGCCCGGGAAAGAAUCGGCCGGAACCCAGGGCAGAGCCUAGUCUUCAACCGGGCUAGUUGGCAGAUGCCCAUGGAGUCGGAGCCGAUGGUGACCACGCCGCUUCAGGCUGCUACACCCGCAGCUAUAGUUCCCGGGUCACUCGCCAGUCACGCUACACAGCUCACUAAUGAGAGAAGGUCGCUCGAGCAUGGUCACGAGGCACAGAGGAUUUCGGCUUAUCGGCCGGAUGUCAAUCCUGUUAGUGCUCCUGCCCCUGUUCCUCAACUCUCAGCGUCCCGGCAAGACAUCCCUGCUAAGACGCUUCGUGAGCAGGAGUUGAAUGAGAUAUUCACGCGCUCAUCCAACUCCAAAAAGCGGAAGAGCUUCUUCGCGCCGGUGUGGAUCGAGGGCCAGGACCAGCCGCAGCAGCAGCGCAAUGUCAAAGUCCAAGUCAGCCGGCCUGCAGUCGAGGAGAAGCCUGGGCCCCAGCCCCAGACUGAGACUCAGUCACAGCUGCAGUCCGGCUCGUUCGACGACUUCGACUUUGGCUUCGCCGCCUCUCCCACUAACACCGACAUCAACCGCAAUGAUUCACUCUUCAUCCAGCUAUCCUCCCACCCCACGUCACUGGGUUUAUUCAAGCCUCGGUGGAUUCGCCAACAUGCUUCUGCGCGCCAUUCUCAGAUGUCGAACAGCAGUAUCCUCGCUGGUAAAAAGAAGCAUCUCAAUGUCGAAGCUCCCCACGAUGUCCCUUCUAAGCGGGUAGAUGACCGUAAGGGCUUGCCGAGCCAUGGGUGGUUGAGCCAUGGCUCUGCUGCUACUUCUGCUAGUGUACAUGAACAGCCUGCGAGUCAUGGAAAUGGCCGACGACCACAGACUACGAUGGUUUGUAGUGUCCUUAGCGCUUCACCGAAGCCAAUGACGCCUGUUGAGCUGGGGAUGAGCGGUGGGAGGACGUUGAGGAGGACGAAGGGGGUUAAUGGGUUGAACAGGGGGAGUGGUGGGUGUGCUUAUUCUCGUUAA